This is a messenger RNA of Elephantulus edwardii (Cape elephant shrew), 456 nucleotides long. RefSeq names its product ZMYM6 neighbor (gene TMEM35B). The record is from RefSeq and is a predicted model, not a curated record. Lineage: Eukaryota; Metazoa; Chordata; Mammalia; Macroscelidea; Macroscelididae.
AUGGCCUGCUUACUCGCCGCUCUGCGCGUCUUUCUCGGCGGCUUCUUCGUGCUCACGGGGGCGGCCAAGCUCUCGGAGCAGAUCUCCGCUCCCGUGUCGCAGCAGAUGAAAGCCUUGUUCGUGCAGUUUGCUGAGGUGUUCCCGUUGAAGGUGGUCGGCUACCAGCCAGAUCCCAUGAGCUACCAACUGACUGUGGGCUGGUUGGAACUGCUGUCUGGGUUGCUGCUCAUCCUGGGCUCACCAAUUCUACAAGAGAUCAGUAACUUUCUUUUGACGCUGCUCAUGAUUGGAGCUAUCUUCACGUUACUGGCACUAAACGAGUCACUGAGCACUUACAUCCCAGCCGUCAUCUGCUUGAGCCUCCUGAUACUACUGGAUACCUGUCGUUUCUCAUUCCAAACCAAGGAAUCCAGACCCACAAGGAAGAGGUCUCCAAGUGCAUUCAAGGAAUCCUAG